CUUUCAAAAAAAUUCUCUCAUGGAAUUCAUCACUAAUAAUAAUUUAGUUAUCCUAUUUACAUUAUUACUAUUCUCAAUUCAAAAUGUCAACGCUGAAGUUGUAUUUAAUCUCCGAUCAUUCCUUGUAAGCAUCUGGAAGAGCUUUUGUUUACAUUACGCGGACACUCUCCGUUUUUUUCUGAGGGGUCUACCUAAAUCUCUCGGAGGCGACAGGCAGUCAAUGAAAUAAAUUAAUUGCACUAAUAAAAUACCUGAU
This is a messenger RNA of Heterobilharzia americana, 256 nucleotides long. NCBI's taxonomy places the organism in Eukaryota, Metazoa, Platyhelminthes, Trematoda, Strigeidida, Schistosomatidae. The record is from the annotation of a GenBank genome assembly.